AUGAAUCUCUUAAAAAUCAACCUCAUUUCAUGUUACAGCCAAUUGCAGAAUCUCUCAAGUGCUGAUGAAACAGUUCAUAUUUUGAAUUGCACUAAAAUUCCACUUAAAUUUGCAUUGAAUAAAUUAAGUGAAACAAACGGAAUUUCAAAUCCAUCUCUCGUCGCUGACAUUGCAACAAACCAUCUGAUCAACCUCAGUUUACAAAGGGAAGACAAGGUUACGAUGACGAGCCCUAGACUUAAAAUCAGUCAAGCGUUGAAUUGUAAUGAGGUUUUAUUUCAUAUUUAA
Messenger RNA from Clunio marinus, 288 nucleotides. NCBI's taxonomy places the organism in Eukaryota, Metazoa, Arthropoda, Insecta, Diptera, Chironomidae. The record is from the annotation of a GenBank genome assembly.